Messenger RNA from Formica exsecta, 1583 nucleotides. RefSeq lists its product as uncharacterized. NCBI's taxonomy places the organism in Eukaryota, Metazoa, Arthropoda, Insecta, Hymenoptera, Formicidae. The record is from RefSeq and is a predicted model, not a curated record. Bases 326 to 1225 code for a protein of 299 amino acids. Gene Ontology annotation, biological process: regulation of transcription by RNA polymerase II. The transcript is spliced from 4 exons. Gene Ontology annotation, cellular component: transcription regulator complex; nucleus.
UAGAACUACGGAUGUUAUUAAGUGCCGGUCUACAAUAGGUGAUUUAAGCCCUAAGCCUUAUGACUUAAGCUCUAAACUGUGACGUAUUUCCGGCCUUAAACAUUUUUCGCGCUGCCUUAAGCCCUAAUCUCUAAGCCCUAAGCGAGUUGGCCAACUCCCAUCUUUUAAAGCUUAGAGCUUGAGGCUAGAAUCAAUGUAAUUUCUCUCAGCCAAUACGAGAAUAGGCGGAUAUUUCAAUUUACUUCGCCAACACGGGCAAAAAUUUAUUGACAUAUACUAGAUUUUCAGUAAAGAUUAGCAGUGAAAAUAUCGGAACAUAGCCACGAUGUCAGACGUCGAGGAACAGUGUGUUGAAAUUGACGAUGAACAGUUUGUUGAAAUUAACGAUGAACUUUUAAUUUCUAUUGUACAAGGAAAUCCAUGUUUAUACGCAAAAAAUGACAAGAAUUUUAAGAAUAACAAAUUAAAAGACAUGAAAUGGGAAGUAAUAGCUGAUACUUUGAAUUGUACAGCCAGUGAAGCAAGAAAACGCUGGGAUUCGUUGAGAAAUCAGUUCUGUAGAAAGCGCCGUCAACAGAAAAAUCAACCAUCAGGUUCUGGAACAUUAGCAGAAUGGCCCUUAAUGUCCAGCAUGUCAUUUCUUAUGUCUCACAUUCAAAAUAGAAAAACAAAAGGCUCAUCGCUACUGAAGUCAAACUUCUCCACAUGUAGUGAAACUUCCAGUAUCUGCUCAAUAAACUCACCUGUCUUAUCACCUACCGCAGCCUGUGCAAUACAAUCACAAAAUAUCACCUCAUGUUCUGAUUCUGAAUAUUCUACCUGGAAUGAUGAUCACUGUGAAUCACUGAAUAUUGAAAACAUAGAAAACAUUCCUGCAGAGUAUAAAUUACGUAAAGUUUCCACCAAAGAAACAGACAAUAUUAUAAGUAUACCAGGAAUCUCAAAAACACAGAAACAUGGAAAGCGAAAGUUGGUGCCACCCCUUGAUACAUUUGCACAAAAUAAGAAAGCCUGUAAUGAGCGCCUCGAAGAUGUUCUUAAAAAAUCAUUGCAAGCUGUUACUGAUUUAGCAGUAGCGUACAAAAGUGGAAGAAUCGAAGAGAAAGAAAAAGUUUCUGAUCCAAAUGCAAAUGUUAUUGCACAAGCUUUAAAGUCAGUGGUGCCCGAAAACCAAUUAUCUUGCUUGAUAGCUGUGUUACAAUUAAUUGAAUCAUUCAACCACUAAAAACCCAAUGUUUUUUUUAAUGACAAACUAACAUAGUGUUAUAACAGCAGUUUUUUUCUGGAAAAAGAGUACACUCUUCAUGUAAUUUAAAAAAAAUAAGAUGUUAUUUAGUAAAGUAAGAUAAUGUGAUAAUAGAAAUAUAUUAAUUUUUUUAUAUGAAAAACAUUGUCUUUAUAAUUUUAAAGUUAUUACGUUACUAUGUAUUAGUCACAAUAUUAAAAAUUUAUGUUAUUAGUAAUGUCAUGUUACAGCAGCAUGUUUCUAUUUAUGUGAAAUAUUGUUUAUAUAAAAAUGUUUAUAUAAAGUGGAUGUAUAUUAAUGUUUCCUAAAUAUAAAAUAAAAGUAAUAAAUUUGAAUA